UUUCCCUCAAAGUUAAACCAUUAUUGUGUAUGGCAUAUCAUUUAGCAGGCUGUCAUCGCCGAUCGUGUAAAGGAUUAUGUUGACUAAAUAUGAUCAUUACGUUGAUACGCAAACUGUUACUGUCUUAAUCUCAGUGGAUGCUAAUGUUAGCAAGCACAACCUACGAAGCAUACGAUUUGGUGACACCAGUCAGUCGUUUGGCCUAGCAUAACUAAGUAAACUGCGGCGUGCUGACAUAAUGGAGGAACCCGCGGCUUUCGAACGGCUUGUGUUCAAAAAUGCUUCAAAUUUCCAGUAUAUGAAGAUUUGUCUAGAAUUGAAGAAUGGGAGAAGAAAUAUUGAGUCCGCGCAGUUCAAACAGCUCAUCAUCUCUGGUCUGAGACAGCUGUAUGGAGAGGUGGGGGCAGCAUUCCCAUUUGACCUGCUGAAGUUUGAUCCAGGUACACUGACAGGCAUGCUCCGUGUAUACAACAGUGGUCUUGUGAAGCUGUGGAGUGCCCUAACCCUCAUUGGAUCUUACCAGAAUGAACUGUGUGCAGUCAGAGUCACUCAGGUUUCUCCUUUUCUUUUAGCAUUGUCUGGAAACAGCCGUGAACUGGGACUUCACUAAGUUUCACCUACAACAAACUGCUCUUGACCUAGCACCAAGAAAAGGGUUGAACAUGAACCUUUUAAGGAGAACUGUUUUUAUGAAACCCAUGUACCACACAUUUAAUUUGGCUUGGUGUGGCAAGUUGAAGCCUUCAUUGACACAGACUCAACGACUGCUAUAUGUCGGGGAACGAGCUUCUCUUGCCAAAGCUUUUAGUGCAAGAGAUGUUGCUCUUUUUGCUGAACUAACUGGUGAUAC
Molecule: messenger RNA, 850 nt
Organism: Sardina pilchardus (European sardine)
Lineage: Eukaryota; Metazoa; Chordata; Actinopteri; Clupeiformes; Clupeidae
Gene: rpp14
Product: ribonuclease P/MRP 14 subunit
Exons: 7
Coding region: 239-610 (123 amino acids)
Biological process (GO): tRNA 5'-leader removal
Cellular component (GO): nucleolus; multimeric ribonuclease P complex
Molecular function (GO): ribonuclease P RNA binding; ribonuclease P activity
Source: RefSeq, a predicted model, not a curated record